AUGCGCUACAACGAGAAGGAGCUGCAGGCGCUCUCCCGGCAGCCGGCCGAGCUGGCGGCCGAGCUCGGCAUGCGGGGCCCCAAGAAAGGCAGCGUGCUGAAGCGGCGAUUGGUGAAGCUGGUGGUCAACUUCCUUUUCUACUUUCGGACGGACGAGGCCGAGCCCGUCGGAGCCCUACUGCUGGAGCACUGCAGAGUCACCCAGGAAGAGCCCAGCGGCUUCUCCAUCAGGACGCCAAGCAGCACCAGAAGUGGCCACGCCAGCUGCACCAGGGCCUGGCUUCCUAACGCGGGCACACGGCCGGCAGAGGAGCGGACGCAAGCCCUCCCCGAACAGGCCUCCCAGAGACCUUCCUCACCCGUUUCCAAGCACGGGCCCUUCCUACACUGCCCUCCGCUGAACCUCCACUGA
This is a messenger RNA of Puma concolor (puma), 411 nucleotides long. The record is from RefSeq and is a predicted model, not a curated record. Lineage: Eukaryota; Metazoa; Chordata; Mammalia; Carnivora; Felidae.